GUUUGUUUUGUCGGCCGGAAUCGUGCAAGUUGUUGCUGUGUUGCGAAAUUGAGUAAAAAAGCCAAUGGAAGGCGAUUACAAGAAUUGCAUUGUUCUCACGGCAGAAGACACUAAGGCAACGAUAAGAGGCAAAGUUUGGGAUUACCUAAGUGAUAAUGAGUUGGCUGAAAAUCCUCUGCCACCACACAAAAGAAUCCCCAACUACAAGAGUACCAAAGAAACUUCUUCAAAGUUAUUGGAAUUGGAGGAGUUCAAGGAAGCUAAACUAAUAAAAAUUGAUCCUGACAAGCCUCUGCAGUAUGUUAGGUUCAAUGCCCUGGAGAAAGGCAAAACGAUCUUUGUGCCUACACCUAGGCUGUUGUCGAACUUUCUCAACAAACUUACCCCAACAGACGACUCAAAGAAGAACUGGACGUAUUCAACUAAACUGGGGAUGAUAAACCACAGCACGCCCAUUAACUUGGAUAGUGCCGACAAGGACAAGAUUGAUCUGGUAAUUGUUGGAGCUGUAGCCGUUUCCAUGAAAGGUUUGCGAAUUGGGAAAGGUGAAGGUUAUGGUGACCUGGAGCAUGGUGUCAUGUCAGUCAUGGGUAUGAUCGACUCAACGACGAAGAUUGUAGCUUGCGUUCAUGACUGCCAGGUCUUUGAAGACUUGCCUGAUGCGCUAUUUGAACAGCAUGACGUCUCUGUGGACAUUAUUGUCACCCCAUCUAGAAUCAUCUACUGUGAAGGCACUGGUAAAACUAGGCCGGGUGAAAUUUUUUGGGAGACCUUGCCAUUAGAGAAGUACAAUGCGAUACCGGUGUUGAAGAAAUUAAGGUACAAGACCUGGAAGGAAGGAGCGUCGGAGUUGAAACUUCUGAAAGAUGAAACCGAGGCACCUAAGGAAUUAACUGAUGAAAAGAUUGAGCCAAUUUUGAAAAAAGGUCAAAGACGGGCUAACGUCAGUCAAGGAAGAGAAUUUUAUGGAGGUUUCCGGGGUAGAAGGCUUGCAAACAAUUUCAACAACUGGAGGAGCAACUACAGAAAUCCUAACCAGGGCAGAAACAGCAGAAGAUUGAGAAGGAAGACUGAUGAAAAUGAGCAAGAUGAGAAGAGGAACAAUAGUGUCAACCAUGAUGGCAGUGGGGAUACCAGCAAAGAGGAUAACCAAGAUAAUCAGAGAAAGAGGAUUAGUUCUGGAAGUCGUGGAGGACUCUACAGGAAUUUCCAGAACAAUCGGAGAAGAAUUUACAGUGAUGGUGGCAGACCGCAGGGGGGCUAUAGGAGGCAGGGAGAUGGUUGGAUCUACGUCGGCAACAUUCCCAGAAAUGUCCGAGUGUCAGACUUCAAAUCGGUGAUUCGAGGCUUCGAGAAAGUGAACCCACUGCAGUUUGUGUGGAAGGGUGCAGCGGGGUUUGCCUUCAUCAACUUCAAGACGAUGGAUGACGCGAAGGAAGCAGCAGGCAGUCUGGCAGGGCUGAAAAUGUCGGACACCGUUUUGAAGGUGGAGAUGGCGCGCGAGAGGGAAAACAAGAGAAGGAGAAGGAAUGCCUCCGAUGUCGAGGGCAGCCAGCAACCGAAAUCUGAUAAUGAUGAUGAGGUCAAGGAGGUCAGCAAAGCUUUGGAUAAAGAUCUUAAGAUCUCUGACAAGGCCGAAGAAUGAUUGUCAUCUGAUACAAUCUUUAAUCGUUUAGCAAGUUGAUUUGAUUAAUUAAGUGGUUCAUUUGAUAAUUGAUCAAUUCAUCUCCUCAAUUAAUUUUAUGAAUAGAGUUCUACUAAUUAUCGUUUGGCUCACUAACUAUUUUUUUCAUUAAAUUUGGUAUUUUUGACUGUUAUGAACUAUUACAUGCUGUUUAUGCAUUACAAGUUUGGUGAGUGAAUAAAUCCACCAUCUUUAUUUGAUAAAUGUUAUCAGUAUCCCUAUGUGUGUACGCGUGCGUGUGUGUGAGUGUGUAUCUAUGUAUCUAUCUAUGUAUCCACAUGUGAUUCGUUGAAUUUCAAUGAAACAGCAAAUAUGUGUGAACUGUCAAAUCUGUAAUUAACGUUUUAUUCAUGCAAGUGUAUCUCUAUUAAUAUUUUAUUUCAUAGCAAAUGUAUCUUCACGGUGCACGUGUAUUUUAUAUACGUACACGCGUGUGUUUUAUGUAUGUGCACUUGUACGUAUGCGCGUGUGUACGUGUGUGUACGUACAUUAACAAGUGCCUAGACUAAUAUAGCUGUUUUUUUUUGUUUUCUAAUACUAAUAUUUUUUUUAUUUGUUUUAACAUUUUUUUUUGUUUUCGUUUUAUGUUUUCGUAAUUUUUGUGGUUAAAUAAUUUUAUGUUUUAAUGAUAAAAUGCAAAAUAUAUAUGUAUGUAUGUGCGUUAUCAAUAUUUCUCUUAUCUACUGUGUCAUUAUGAUUGUUGCUGAUUAGUUCUUAGAAGAGGUUGUCAUUGGUUUUAGAAAAUAAUUAGUUAAUAUUGCUUGAUUAAUUAAUUAUUUAAUUUGUAGUCGAUUGGUUGGUUAAUUAAUUAAAUAAUUAAUUAACUUUUUUAAUUUAAUACUUUUGUAUUUAAUGUAAUUUACAGAAUUUACACAAAAUUCCACAUAUACGAAAGAUGUGUGUGCGUGUGUGUGUGUGGUGUGUGCGUACUACUCUAUUACUCUUAUCUCAAUGAUUCAAUCGCAAUUCAUGCGUGUUAAGUUACUCUAUCCAAAUACUUUAAUGGUUUAUUUUAUUGUGACUUUGUUGUUUCUUUAAUAAUAAUAAUUUAAUAAUAAUUAUUUUCAAAAUUUCAUAAUAUUUAAAUUUUUCGCUGAAUUAUUAAUUUUAAUUUUGUAUAGCACGAAAGGAAUUAAAUGUUGUGCGAUCAUCUAAAUACGAAAACCGCUCAAGCUUUUUCGCCAUUUUUUCUCUAGUCUUCAUCCCUUCCUCUUCCUAAUUAUUAAUUUUUAUUUAAUGAGUUUUUUUGUGUGUGAGAGAGAGAAAGCCAUUCAUAAUUGCAAAUCAAUAUUUUGGUAUCUUCGUUGUUGUAAUUAAAAAAGUUUAUACACACGUACAUGCGUGCUUAUGUAUACUUACAUAAGUAUGUCUAGCAUACCGAAUAAAAUCUAUGGAGAAUGAUUGGUGUAAUGGAACUGAAGAAUUUAUAUAAGCUGAAAUUGUAAGAAAAAAUAUGUAAUCUCUCUUUUCUGUCUGUAUGUUAUGCAAUUUCGUUAUGCUACCGACAAAUGAUAAAACUGGAAGUUUAUAAUAUGCUUUUAAAUGUGUUUUUGUACUUACAUUUAGAUUUCUUAAUAGUUCUGUUAUACGAAAAAAAAGUAUUUUUGUUUCGUC
Messenger RNA from Helobdella robusta, 3298 nucleotides. RefSeq lists its product as hypothetical. The record is from RefSeq and is a predicted model, not a curated record. The transcript has 7 exons. Lineage: Eukaryota; Metazoa; Annelida; Clitellata; Rhynchobdellida; Glossiphoniidae. The coding region runs from base 65 to 1645 and encodes 526 amino acids. Gene Ontology annotation, cellular component: cytoplasm. Gene Ontology annotation, molecular function: RNA binding.